UGAGUCGUUCUCGUGUACUCGACGUGUUCGGUACAUUGUUGGCAUUGUUGUGGGAAAUUAAAACUGACAUUUUCAAAUCGAAACAAACAGAAAUAACAAAAAAAUCGAUCGAAAUAAUUAAUUCCUGGCUAAAUGCGCCCGUAAAGCUAUUGUUUAAAUAAUUAACUGUAUUGAAACAAAUCUCACAGUGUCUAUGUGUAUGUGUGUGUGCGCAACAUUCUCGGAUGUAAAAAAAUAUUAACUUUUAUCGCAAAACUUCAGUAUUAAGAAGGCUGGCUCCUCAAAAAAAACUAAAUUACUUUUAAUAAAUUUAGUAUAAUAUUAAAAGAAACAAAUAAUUAUUGCUACCUGAGAAACUACUGUGAUACACAACACCGAAUCAACUAGAGAAUAAAACAAAAUGGGCAUACCAAUGGAAUCCACCACCAAGAGAGCCGAUCUCAAUGAAACACAAGAUGUGGAGGCCACAUCGAAAUCGAAACACAAAACAAGUGUCUUUGAAGCAGUCGCCCAUUUAUUUAAGGGCAGUGUCGGAGCCGGUCUCUUUGCCAUGGGUGAUUGCUACAAAAAUGGUGGCCUCAUUGGUGCCACAAUUUUAAUGCCCAUCAUUGCUGUGAUCUGUGUCCAUUGCGAACAAAUGUUGAUCAAAGGUUCCAUGUUGGCCGUGGAACGCAACAAAUCGGCCACAUUCUAUGAUUAUCCCGAAACCGUUGAGAAAUGUUUUGAAGCCGGUCCGAAACCAUUUCGCCGUCUUGCUAAGCUAAUGAAAUUCAUUGUGGAAAUGUUUUUGUGUGUCACUCAAUUUGGAUUUUGUUCGAUUUAUUUUGUUUUCAUCACCGAGAAUUUGCAUCAGAUCCUCCAAAGCUAUGGCAUUGACAUAAGCUUGAGCCUAACAAUGUUGAUCUGCCUUCUGCCGGCCAUGAUACCAUCCUUGAUGACCAAUUUGAAAUAUAUUUCACCUGUCUCGGCAUUUGCCAGUUUUGCCCUGCUCUUUGGUUUGGUGGCCACCUUGUGUUUGGCCUUCUUGGAUGGACCAAUGCCAUCGAUCUCGGAAAGAAAUCUAUUUAAAUUUGGACCUGAAUUGUCGUUGUUUUUCGGCACGGCCCUGUUCUCGUUCGAGGGUAUCGCCUUGAUCUUGCCCAUACGCAAUUCAAUGAAAGAACCCAAGAAAUUCAAUCAACGUUUUGGUGUUUUGAAUAUUUCAAUGCUGAUCAUUACGUUGCUGUUUACCUUUACCGGAUUUGUGAGCUACACGAAAUGGGGUGAAAAUGUGGAAGGUAGCAUCACCUUGAAUUUGAAUCCAGAUGAUAAAUUGUCGCAAGCCGUAAAAAUUGCUGCCGCCUUGGGUGUCUUCUUUGGCUAUCCCAUACAAUUCUUUGUUAUGAUGAAAAUCAUAUGGCCCCCAGUUAAGCAGAAUAUGGCCGUGGCCCAGAGACGUCCCAUAACGGUGCAGGUUAUGUUCCGUUUUAUUAUGGUCUUGUUGACAUUUGGCGUGGCCCUUUUGGUACCCAAAUUGCAUUUGUUUAUCUCUUUGAUUGGUGCCCUUUGUUCCACCUCCCUGGCCUUUGUAUUCCCCGUAUUCAUUGACUUCGUGGUAAGAGCUCAAACCCCCAAGAAUUUGGGUACCUGGGUCUAUUUGAAAAACAUGAUCAUCCUGAUAAUUGCCCUGUUGGGUAUCAUUACCGGAACCUAUGAAAGUAUUCAUGAAAUUGUCAAGGCAUUCUAUGAAGAUUAAUUUCAUACCCAUCCAAAGAUCAAGAGUGGAGCGAGAGAGGCGUCAUUUCAAACCAAUAUUCCAUCAUUCGUAUUACUAUAAAUAAAAAAAUGUUAAUAUCUCUAUGUAAAAUUGUAUAUGUUAGUGUAAUCUAGUUGUAAAUAGUGUUUAAGUGCAAAAACAAAUUCUUUUACUUCUUUGUUUAGAACAACUUGUGUUACAAACUUAUAUUUUUUCCUGUUCUUCAAAAAACAGCAACAACAAACAAAAUACUUCUUUUAAAUCUCACAUACUUAUGUUAUUGUUAUUAUUAUAUGUA
Molecule: messenger RNA, 2033 nt
Organism: Musca domestica (house fly)
Lineage: Eukaryota; Metazoa; Arthropoda; Insecta; Diptera; Muscidae
Product: neutral amino acid uniporter 4
Exons: 6
Coding region: 401-1735 (444 amino acids)
Biological process (GO): amino acid transmembrane transport
Cellular component (GO): vacuolar membrane
Molecular function (GO): amino acid transmembrane transporter activity
Source: RefSeq, a predicted model, not a curated record